Messenger RNA from Vigna radiata var. radiata (mung bean), 1845 nucleotides. RefSeq names its product nicotinamide adenine dinucleotide transporter 1, chloroplastic. NCBI's taxonomy places the organism in Eukaryota, Viridiplantae, Streptophyta, Magnoliopsida, Fabales, Fabaceae. Gene Ontology annotation, biological process: NAD transmembrane transport. The transcript has 9 exons. Bases 281 to 1249 code for a protein of 322 amino acids. The record is from RefSeq and is a predicted model, not a curated record. Gene Ontology annotation, molecular function: NAD transmembrane transporter activity.
UAACAUGAGUGUGAAAGAGAGAGAGAUGUAUUUGUUGUUUGGGAUUGGUGUUGUGGUAGAGGAAGAAUGACACGCACCAUAUAGAAGGAGCCGUUUUUGACUCGUGCUCUUGGAUCUGAUCCAAACCCUAAUCUAAUCCCAAAACUUUAGUAUCGAUUAAUCGCGAGAGACUGUGUCUUUCCCCUGUGCCCUAACUCUCAGGCCAUGCGACUACCCUGUUCCUCCGCCACUGCCCUCUCCAGAGAGGAUUCCUUUUUCAUUUUCGCCACUUUCUCCCUCGAUGUCGCCGCCAAUGUCUGCCGACGCCCACGCCGCUAAUCAUAUCAAUCCCAAGGGCCUCCUCUGCAAUGCCGCCGCCGGUGCUUCGGCCGGGGUUAUUGCUGCUACAUUUGUGUGUCCUUUAGAUGUCAUCAAAACUAGGUUUCAGGUUCAUGGUGUCCCGCAAAUCACCAAUGGAAGUGUUAGAGGCAGCAUAAUAGUUGCUAGCUUGGAGCAAAUUUUUCGGAAGGAAGGGUUACGUGGAAUGUAUCGAGGGCUUGCGCCCACUGUGCUGGCUUUACUUCCAAAUUGGGCGGUUUAUUUUAGUACAUAUGAGCAUCUUAAGAGCCUUCUCCAUGCUGAUGAUGAAAGCCAUCAUCUUUCAAUUGGGUCUAAUAUGAUAGCUGCUUCUGGUGCUGGAGCUGCAACUACAAUGUUCACAAAUCCCCUCUGGGUUGUCAAGACUAGACUCCAAACCCAAGGAAUGAGAUCUGGUGUUGUGCCAUAUAGGGGCACACUAUCCGCAUUAAGGAGAAUUGCACAUGAGGAGGGCAUUCGGGGCCUGUACAGUGGACUUGUACCUGCUCUGGCUGGUAUCAGUCAUGUUGCCAUUCAAUUUCCUACAUACGAGACGAUAAAAUUUUAUCUCGCAAAUCAAGAUGACGCAGCAAUGGAUAAACUUGGUGCACGUGAUGUUGCAAUUGCAUCAUCCGUUUCCAAAAUUUUUGCAUCAACGUUAACUUAUCCUCAUGAGGUCGUACGUUCCAGACUUCAAGAACAAGGGCAUCAUUCAGAGAAACGGUACUCUGGUGUGAUUGACUGUAUUAGAAAGGUUUUUCAACAAGAAGGUCUAUCGGGUUUUUACCGAGGUUGUGCCACGAACCUUCUGAGGACAACGCCAGCUGCUGUAAUCACAUUCACCAGCUUUGAAAUGAUACACCGAUUUCUUGUUUCUCUUUUUCCCUCUGAUCCACAACCUCAUAUUUUGUGACAAUUGAUCUAGGAGGUAAUCUGUCUUCUGUAGCGGUUAGAUUACAAAGCAUAAGCUUAGUCCAGCUGAGUAACCUAUCUCUUGGCAAUGCAGAUAUCAUUCUUUGUGACUUAGAGGUUUAUGUAUGAUAGAGCCCCCAUAUUUUCCAAUCACAAUUUAGCCCGGUUUCCCUGGUCAAACUUGUGCAAAGUCUUUGUAGGGAGACUGAUGAAGAAUUAUAAUUUUGAGUGAUGACGACGAUAAAGAAGAUAAAGUGGAACUUAUUUGAUUUUGAAACAGCUGAAUAAUAUCCUAUAGUAUCUAGCACGAUCUGUUGCCUCAUAUCCGGCGAAUCAAAAUUGCUGGAUGGAAGACAUGAGAAAUACAUUUAAGAGAGCCAUUGGGUAUUUAUUUAGCAAUUUCGUUUCCUUUAUUGGGGCUAGAAUUUAUGGUUUGCGUUGUGUAUAACUACCAAAAAAGACGCAUAACUUUGAACCAUUCCUGAAUAAUUCUUCAUGUAACGUACAUUGUUACAUAAUGAGGGAACAAAACAAUGUUUGUGGCGCUGUAUUGACUUUGAAAUUAAUAUAUUCCUGUAUCUCACCGUGUUCUAAAUU